This is a messenger RNA of Arabidopsis arenosa, 3466 nucleotides long. Lineage: Eukaryota; Viridiplantae; Streptophyta; Magnoliopsida; Brassicales; Brassicaceae. The record is from the annotation of a GenBank genome assembly.
AUCACUUUGUUAUACCAAGCAUCAACCUAGGAAAGCGCGCGUAAAUUGGCAACCAAGUUCGCCAUAACCACGACCGUCCAUUUCUCUUAAGCGGAGGAGAAUAUGAAGAAAGCAAUUAUGGGCAAGCAAAAGCAGCAGGUGAUUUCUCGAUUCUUCGCUCCCAAACCCAAAUCCCCAACUCAGGAACCGAAUCCGGUACCCGAAUCGUCAACACCGCCACCGAAGAUAUCCGCCACUGUCUCCUUCUCUCCGUCUAAGCGUAAGCUUCUCUCCGAACAGCUCUCCGCCGCGUCACCUAAAAAGCCUAAACUCUCUCCUAACACCCAAAACCCAGUACCCGAUCCCAAUUUACACGAAAGGUUUCUCCGGAGAUUUCUGGAACCCUCACCGGAGGAAUCUGUUCCCGAAACAUCGACAUCGAGGAAGUAUACGCCAUUGGAACAGCAGGUGGUGGAGCUAAAGAACAAGUACCCAGAUGUGGUUUUGAUGGUUGAAGUUGGUUAUAGGUACAGAUUCUUCGGAGAAGAUGCGGAGAUCGCAGCACGCGUGUUGGGUAUAUACGCUCAUAUGGAUCACAGUUUCAUGACGGCGAGUGUGCCAACAUUUCGAUUGAAUUUCCAUGUGAGAAGACUGGUGAAUGCAGGGUACAAGAUUGGUGUGGUGAAGCAGACCGAAACUGCAGCCAUUAAGUCCCACGGUGCAAACCGGACCGGCCCUUUUUUCCGGGGACUAUCGGCCUUAUAUACCAAAUCCACGCUUGAAGCGGCUGAGGAUAUAAGUGGUGGUUGCGGUGGUGAAGAAGGUUUUGGUGCACAGAGUAAUUUCUUGGUUUGUGUUGUGGAUGAGAGAGUCAACACGGAGACAUUAGGCUGUGGUAUUGAAAUGAGUUUUGAUGUUAGAGUCGGUGUUGUUGGCGUUGAAAUUUCAACCGGUGAAGUUGUUUAUGGAGAGUUUAAUGAUAAUUUCAUGAGGAGUGGGUUAGAGGCUGUGAUUUUGAGCUUGUCACCAGCUGAGCUGUUGCUUGGCCAGCCUCUUUCACAGAAAACUGAGAAGUUUUUGUUGGCACAUGCUGGACCGACCUCAAACAUUCGAGUGGAACGUGCCUCACUGGAUCGUUUCGGCAAUGGUAAUGCAGUAGAUGAGGUUCUUUCAUUAUGUGAAAAAAUCAAUGCAAGCAACCUAGAAGAUGAUAAAGAAAUCAAGGUGGAGGCUGCUGAAGAAGGAAUGUCUUGCUUGACAGUUCACACAAUUAUGAACAUGCCACAUCUGACUGUUCAAGCCCUUGCCCUGAUAUUUUGCCAUCUCAAACAGUUUGGAUUUGAAAGGAUCCUUUACCAGGGGGCUUCAUUUCGCUCUCUGUCAAGCAGCACAGAGAUGACUCUCUCAGCCAAUACACUGCAACAGUUGGAGGUUGUGAGAAAUAAUUCAGAUGGAUCGGAAUCUGGCUCCUUAUUCCAUAAUAUGAAUCACACUCUUACAGUAUAUGGUUCCAGGCUUCUUAGACACUGGGUGACUCAUCCUCUUUGCAAUAGAAAUCUGAUAUCUGCUCGCCUUGAUGCUGUUUCUGAGAUUGCUGCAUGCAUGGGAUCUCAUAGUUCAUCCCAAAACAGUGAUGAGUUGGUUGAAGACGGUUCUGAGAGAACAAUUGUUUCACCUGAAUUUUAUCUCGUGCUCUCCUCAGUCUUGACAGCUUUGUCUAGAUCCUCGGAUAUUCAACGUGGAAUAACAAGAAUCUUUCAUCGGACUGCUAAAGCCACAGAGUUCAUCGCAGUUAUGGAAGCUAUUUUACUUGCGGGGAAGCAAUUUCAGCGGCUUGGCAUAAAGCAAGACUGUGAAAUGAGGAGUAUGCAAUCCGCAACUGUGCAGUCUUCUCUUUUGAAAAAAUUGAUAUUUGUUGUUUCAUCCCCUGCUGUGGUUGAUAAUGCCGCAAAACUUCUCUCUGCCCUGAACAAGGAAGGGGCUGUUCGAGGAGAUUUGCUCGACAUACUAGUCACUUCCAGCGACCAAUUUCCUGAGCUUGCUGAUGCUCGCCAAGCAGUUUUAGUCAUCAAGGAAAAGCUGGAUUCCUCGAUAUCUUCAUUUCGCAAGAAGCUCGCAAUUCGAAAUUUGGAAUUUCUUCAAGUGUCGGGGAUCACGCAUUUGAUAGAGCUGCCCGUGGAUGCCAAGGUCCCUAUGAAUUGGGUGAAAGUGAAUAGCACCAAAAAGACUAUACGAUAUCAUCCUCCAGAAAUAGUAGCUGGGUUGGAUGAGCUAGCUCUAGCAACUGAACAUCUUGCCAUUGUGAACCGAGCUUCGUGGGAUAGUUUCCUAGAGAGUUUCAGUAGAUACUAUACAGAUUUUAAGGCUGCCGUUCAAGCUCUUGCUGCGCUGGACUGUUUGCACUCCCUUGCAACUCUAUCUAGAAACAAGAAGUAUGCCUGUCCCGUGUUUGUGGAUGACUGUGAACCAGUUGAGAUAAACAUACAGUCUGGUCGUCAUCCUGUAUUGGAGACUUUAUUACAAGAUAACUUUGUCCCAAACGACACAAGUUUGCAUGCAGAAGGGGAAUAUUGCCAAAUUAUCACCGGACCUAACAUGGGAGGAAAGAGCUGUUAUAUCCGUCAAGUUGCUUUAAUUUCUAUAAUGGCUCAGGUUGGUUCCUUUGUACCAGCUUCAUCCGUUAAGCUGCACGUGCUUGAUGGUGUUUUCACUCGGAUGGGUGCUUCAGACAAUGAGCUUGGAAGAGGCACUAGCACACACGACGGUGUAGCCAUUGCCUAUGCAACAUUACAACAUCUCCUAUCAGAAAAGAGAUGUUUAGUUCUUUUUGUCACACAUUACCCUGAAAUAGCUGAGAUCAGUAACGGAUUCCCAGGUUCUGUUGGAACAUACCAUGUCUCAUAUCUCACAUCGCAGAAGAAUAAAAGCGGUUUUGAUCAUGAUGAUGUGACCUACCUAUAUAAACUUGUGCGUGGUCUUUGCAGCAGGAGCUUUGGUUUUAAGGUUGCUCAGCUUGCCCAGAUACCUCCAUCAUGUAUACGUAGUGCCAUUUCAAUGGGUGCAAAAUUGGAAGCUGAGGUAGGUGCAAGAGAGAGAAAUACACGCAUGGCAGAUGCAGAAGGACAUGAAGAACAUGGUGCCCCUGGAGAUUGGACAGGCGCAGAAGAAUCAAUUUUGGCUCUAGGUGAUUUGUUUGCAGACCUGAAAUUUGCUCUCUCUGAAGAGGACCCUUGGAAAGCAUUCGAGUUUUUGAAUCAUGCUUGGAAGAUUGCGGCAAAAAUCAAACUAAAAGCAACUUGAUCACUUUGAUUUAAUCUUCUUAACAUUAUAGCAACUGCAAGGUUUUGAUCAUGUGCGUUGCGUACUAACUUAUGUGUGUAUUAGUAUAACAAGAAAACCAAAUUAGAGAGACGGAUUCUAAUCCGGUGUUGUAGUACAUAGUAAUCUUGCAGUACUUAUCUUUUCUCCAUAAAUUUGAACUGUGUAG